This is a messenger RNA of Phytophthora sojae, 606 nucleotides long. RefSeq lists its product as hypothetical. The annotation marks the transcript as partial. NCBI's taxonomy places the organism in Eukaryota, Oomycota, Peronosporomycetes, Peronosporales, Peronosporaceae. The transcript has 4 exons. Gene Ontology annotation, molecular function: zinc ion binding; nucleic acid binding. The record is from RefSeq and is a predicted model, not a curated record.
AUGCAGCAGCAACAAGAGGUGAUGAGAGUAAUGAACGAGCAACGAGGAACGAAUGACUUCAAGUUGGAUGGGAUUAGACUACCCAAGUACACGGGGCAUGAAAGAAACGAGCGUUGGGCGACGAGGGUACUGGCCAUUAUCGGGAGCACGUUGAAGGGGCAGGCUGGUCAGUGGUAUCUGGCGCGGAAGCAUGAGAUCUACUCUGCGGAGCGCCAGAAAUCUUGCAAGUCGUUGGGUGAUUACGUUUCACGGUUUCGCAACAUUGUACUACAAGUGGAAGACAUGACGGAGAUCGACAAAGUGGUGUACUUCUCGAAAGGGUUGAUGCCAAAUACACGUCAAGAAAUACUGUACAAGCGUUGCGAAACCCUUACGGAUGCCAUUACGGUAGCGAUGGACUAUGAGCGCUCGCACUUCGGUGCUCCGGCGCGCACGGGACGUCGCGACUGUGAUCACCCACGAUUCCGCAGAAACGAGUCGACUUCAAGAUCAAAUGGUCCUGAGUCAAUGGAGAUCGACAGUGGGCAAGAGCACAGUCUAGAAGAGUGCCGUCGGCAGAGGAAAUGUUACAACUGCUUCCGUGGUGGUCACAUUGCAGCCCACUGC